Messenger RNA from Medioppia subpectinata, 1278 nucleotides. NCBI's taxonomy places the organism in Eukaryota, Metazoa, Arthropoda, Arachnida, Sarcoptiformes, Oppiidae. The record is from the annotation of a GenBank genome assembly.
AUGUUGAACGACGACUCCAACGAAGACUCUUAUAUGAAGGGAUCCUAUGUUUACCACAACUUCAGGCAAAUGAUUGACUUUGUAUUGAAUGACAAACAAUACUCACAACUGUUUGACGCAAACGACAUGAAUGUCGUCCAAGUCUUCACUUGUCUUUCAGGUUUGGCGCAAAUGCUAUUAAUGAGACUUUUUAUCCGCAAAAAGCAUUGGAUCCGCAAAAAUGUCAUCAAAUAUCCAGAAAUUGCUGAGAAUUUGCAGCCAAUCCUCAAAGAACUGGUCGACAAUCAGUUUCUGUUCAAUGAGACCCAAUUGACUGAUUUGAAGGAAUCAUUGGAUAUUUUGGACACCAUUGAGGUUAAGAAAAUCGGCCGUUCAUUGAAUGGCAUGAAUAUGAAUGGUUUGAACACUAAGAAGAAUAUAAUACCCGCUAUUUUGAAGUAUAUAAACACAUGUCAAUCAGUGAUCAAAACUUCAGACAAACAAUCAGAUUCUGUGACUCAAAAACUUCUCAAAUCGGUUAGAAGUGUUUUGAAAGACAAAUGUUUUAAAGUGAACGAAAAACUAUGCGAACCAUUUGAACGCAUGUUUUUGCUCUUCUGUCAGCCGGACAUCAAUGAAGACGAUUUGAACACUCAUUUGAGUCACGAAUUUUUCAAACAAAUGAAAGCCGAAAGCAGACGAGAAGUUUAUCCCAAAUUUGUUAUCAAUGGAGAGGAAAGCAUUUACAAGACUCGCGACCAACUAAUCCUCUAUAGCGAGGCCUUUAAGUUGGAAAUCGAAAUCUUGUCGGCCAUUGAAAAGAGAAAUUUAGGCGAAGAUAUGGUUGAUUUGAUGGAUAGAGCGGAACACAUGUAUAUGACUACCAUUAAAGACAAAUGCGAUGAAAGCGAUACACUUUUGCCCUCAUUUUUACGCCGCUAUACCGCCGGUCAAUCUUAUAUACGAUUGAAAAAUAGUGGUCUAAUAGACGUUGAAUACGAAAACAUCAAAUUCAACGAAACGACAAUAUUUGCUGAAUCUUUCAAAUGUUUGGUUAACGACAAAACCGAGAGAAAGAAUUUCUUUAAAACUACUGAUUCUAAUGGAGACGUGACUGUCAUGAGUGUCGAAGACAUUGUGAUUAAACAUUACAAGAGUAAUGGCUUUACCGACGGUAUUCACACCGAGUCUCGCGUUUAUCACACAAUUCUCGUCCUAUUAUUUUGGGAUAUUAUAUACAUGUGUGACACGAGUGAUGUUAGCGACGCGUUUCGUUUCCAAUACCAACGCUUCCCAUUG